Messenger RNA from Cyphellophora attinorum, 705 nucleotides. RefSeq lists its product as uncharacterized. The transcript has a single exon. The record is from RefSeq and is a predicted model, not a curated record. The coding region runs from base 1 to 705 and encodes 234 amino acids. NCBI's taxonomy places the organism in Eukaryota, Fungi, Ascomycota, Eurotiomycetes, Chaetothyriales, Cyphellophoraceae.
AUGCCACCAAAGGCCUCCACCAAACGCGCCCGCGCCCCCACAGUCAGCGACACCCAGCCCUCCAAACGCCAAGCAGCAGCCGCCUCCAAGCCCGCCGUGGAUCUCAACGUGGCAUUAGCAACGCUCUCCGACACAUCACUGCGGCAACUUGUGUCCGCCCAAAUCAACCUCGAGCCCACUUCGGACCUAGCUGAGGCCAUUCGCAACGAGUACACACGCAUCAUUGCUCAACGCUCGGCCACGGUCGUCGACUUCGACCACCACAGCAAAUCCGUGUGGCGCGAGCUGAACCUGUCGCACUCCAAGAAGUCUUCUCGCUGGCAAUUUGAGGCGGCCGGAGAUGCCGAGGGCGUCGUCAGCGAUGCGAUUCGCUCCAUAAGUCAGACAGCGACAGAGAGCGGCGCCAACAAGGGGACUCGCGAGAACGCUCUUACGACGCUUCGCAAGAUCGGGAAGACGAUCUGCCUGGCCGGUGACCAGCUGGGCAGUGAGGUCCGGGAUGGAUAUUGCUGUACUGAGCUUGUGGGUGCUAUGAAGGCGGUAAUGGAGGGAAUGAGUAUGGCGGAGAGAGAGGCGUUUUUCGAGGCCGGGGAUUUUGUUGAGAAGCUGGAGGAGCUGGAGCAGUUGUCGGAGGGAUAUGGGAUUAUGACUGGAUUGUCGGAGUUGUUCGACUUGGCUGGGUACGGAGAGGAGGACGAGGACUGA